This is a messenger RNA of Aegilops tauschii subsp. strangulata, 714 nucleotides long. NCBI's taxonomy places the organism in Eukaryota, Viridiplantae, Streptophyta, Magnoliopsida, Poales, Poaceae. The record is from RefSeq and is a predicted model, not a curated record.
AUGGUGUCGUGGAAUGACGGCGAGACGAGCUCGGAUUCGGUGUCGCUGCUGCCACACGAGGUCGAUAUGGAACCAUAUCGCCCAGCAACAAUAGAGGACAGGGAUUGGUCAGGCAUUGAUGCCACUGGAAAGCACCUUUGCAAGCAUGGGAAUGCUCCUGAGAGGCUUGUUGUGUUCGAUGGGCUGAACACUGGCCGUAGAUUUUAUGGUUGCGCCGAGAAGGAGGGUAACAAUUGUGGUGUUGUGGAAUGGGUGGACAAUGAAUGGCCUUAUGCACUAAAGAAUUCAUUGACAAAACUCUGGGCUUUGUAUAAGGAGGCCAAGGCAGGCAGAAUUAGAGAUAAUUUAGCUAAUGAGGAGAAGAUCUCUAAGUUAGAAGCAGAAGUGAAGAUAGUAGAGGAAAAGUACAACCAUCACAUUCAGCUUACCAAGGACUUUUGUGAAUCUGUUCAGAAGUCUGUGCACAAGGAGAAUUAUAGGAAAAUAAUGAUGGAUGUGGAUGAGGAGAAGACACCUCUAGAUGCAGCUGACAAGAUGAUCAAGUUAGAGAAAGAGAACUUUGAUCUAAAGAAGGAGGUUGAAAUGGCUGAAGAGGUUGCUGCUGAGCUCAAAAAGGAGAAGAAAAAACUUGAAUAUAGCUUACAUGACCUUUGGAAGGUUGGAGAGGAGAACAAGAGGAAGUUGAAGAUGAUGAAGGCAAUCUUGGAGGAGUGA